CACAAUCACUAGUCUUCAUUGUACAAAGCAUUUCUUCUUUUCCUUUCUUUCAAGCAACUGUGAAUUUCCGUCGUCCUUUCCGCGUCUCUCUCUCUCUCUACCCAAAAACAGCUCAUAAAAUUCAAAAGAUACUCUUUUUCUUUUUCAAUUAAAAAAUUUGGAAUUUUUGUAUUUUAUAAUAAAUUCCUCGUCUCAUUUCCAUCGUUUUCACUGGUCCAAACCGUCUCCUGCAAAAACAGCAAAUGCCCUUUUAAGUUCCUUUUGAUUGGAUCUGGUCAUAAUCGAAUGCUCAUUUGAAUUUUCAAAUUCCUGCUCACAUUUGGGAUUUUUUUGGGUCUGCUUAUAGGGCCAAAAUAAGGGUUCGUUUUGAUUCUGAUAGCUCCACCUUAAGUUAAUUUUAUUUUGAGCUCAUUGAUAUUGAUUCUUUUGUGUGUUUUGGUCUUUGUGCUAUUUGAUUCGAUAUUUUGGUGUUUUUUUAUGGAAGAUAAAUUCUGAGUUUAUUUGGUUGAUUGAGUGCUGAUUCCAAGUUUCAAUUUUUGGGCAAAAAUUGUUUCCGGGUCUUGGAGAAAUUGUAUAUAGUGACGAUUAGUUGUGGGAUUCACCUUCACAGAAAUCAACAGUGGGUACGAGUCGAAUAUUCCAAGUUUGAAGCUUUUUGGGAGCUUCGCAUUAUGACGGUAUUCUAGGGUUUUGCUUCUGUAAAGGGUUUAGCCGUUGAUGAAAUGAGAAGAAUAGAGUAUGCUGACAAUGGUGAUUCAACAACAAAUGAUUCGCAUACAGUCAAAUUAUGUCAUGUUCUUGGUGAUUUUGCUUUGUGCAUCUUCGGUGGGGAGCCUGGAAUACAGAAAGAGGACAGAGGAAGUGCAUAUGAGCCAAUUAGUCGAUCCAUUGACUGGGGAGGUUGAUGACGGCAUGGCAGAGCUAUUAUGGAUCAGUUGCAGGCAAGAUUUUGUUCAUUUGAAGGAAGCUAAUGAGGAUCUCAACUUCUGUUUUCCAGAGGAGACAUCUGAUAUGGCUAGUGAAAGUAAUUCCGAGGGUAGGUUACUGACAAAAGAACAUGUUUGGAAAAUGGUUAAGGUCCAGAAUCCCCAUUUAAUGCAAACAAUUCUAGAUUGUAUGAGAAAGAACAAUAAUCUGUUCCAUGUUUCUGGAGAAAGUGGCUCUAAUAUUCAGCAUACGAGAUAUCUUGAUUCUGUAUUUCCCAUACGCAUUGUUCCAAAAAGAAAUUUGCUCCAAAGCAUUGCAGAGGUACCAGCCUCCGCCCCUGUCCCUGUUGCUGGAUCACCUUUUUUCAGUCCAGUGCCAUCUGCUGAUCUGGCACCUUCUCCAGUUUCUACGCCAUCUCCAGUUUCUAUGCCAUCUCCAGUUUCUACUCCAUCUCCACAAAAACCAUUUUUUCCUCAAGGUGGUGAUUCAUCACCUACAGCUACAGAAGAUGCUUCUGCAGGUCCAGCUUCUGAUCCAAAUGUUGAGCCAGAUAGUCACAGAAGUAACCAUAAAGUAAUUGUUAUUGCUGUAGUUGUAACUGCAGCAGUGACUUUUGCCUUCGCAGCAUUGUUCUUUUUUUUCUGUACUAAGAUUCGUCGAAGAAACUCUGGAGGUAGACAAAAUGAUGAAAAACCUCUUCUCAGCCUGAGCUUAAGUAACUACUCUACUGGUUCUCCUCAUAACUCUUUUGGUUUAGUAAAUUCUAUUAAAGAAGAGAAGGUUGAUCAUCAAUCUCUUAAUAAGAAUUCAAGUCAUCAUGGAAAGGACUCAUCUUUGGACAGCAUCAAGUCUACUGCUCUCCAUGCCUCACCUGAUGAAAUUGCAUUGUCUGCUGAGUCAAUUGGCAAAUUUAGCGAUACAAUUGCAUGGGUACCUCCUCCUCCUGGAAGGGUGGACAGUAUGCUUCCUUUGAAGCCUCCUCCUGGAAGGGCAGUUCCUCUUCCUCCUGAACCACCUGCUUCUCUCAGACCUCCUACCAGAAAGACUGAUCUCUCUCCUCCCCCUCCUCCUCGUGCACCACCGCCUCCUCCACCACCUAUGGCUCCUGGUGUCAAAUCUGGUCCACCUCCACCACCACCUCCUCCAAAGGGUGGUCCAGCUCCUUCCCAACCACCUCCACCGUUACCAAUGGGUUCAAAGGUUCCUCGACCUCCAACUGGAUUGAAGCAUCCUCCUAAUGCAGCACCAGGUGAAAGGGAUGGUGCAGAGGGUGAUGCCAAUAAUCCUAAAGCCAAGCUGAAGCCAUUUUUCUGGGAUAAAGUUCUAGCCAAUCCUGAUCAUUCAAUGGUUUGGCAUCAGAUUAAAUCAGGAUCAUUCCAGUUCAAUGAGGAGAUGAUCGAAACACUGUUUGGGUAUGCCCCUGCUGACAGAAACAAAACUGAUCGCAAGAAAGAGUCUUCCUCCCAAGAUUCCACAUUUCAUUAUAUUCAGAUCCUUGAUACCAAAAAGGCGCAAAACCUGUCAAUUCUUCUUCGGGCACUGAAUGUUACAAUAGAAGAAGUCUGUGAUGCACUUCAUGAAGGAAAUGAACUUCCCAUAGAACUCCUUCAGACUUUGUUGAAAAUGGCACCUACAGCAGAUGAAGAGCUGAAGCUUAGGCUGUACAGUGGUGAACUUUCUCAACUAGGGAAUGCUGAACGAUUUCUAAAAAUGUUGGUUGACAUUCCAUUUGCUUAUAAACGAUUGGAAGCACUGCUUUUCAUGUGUACUCUACAGGAAGAGGUUGCCAUGACUAAGGAGUCCUUUGACACUUUAGAGGUUGCUUGCAAGGAACUCAGAAACAGCAGAUUGUUCCUCAAGCUUCUAGAAGCUGUUCUUAAAACUGGCAACCGCAUGAAUGAUGGAACAUUCCGUGGUGGUGCUCAAGCAUUUAAACUUGACACACUUCUGAAAUUAUCUGAUGUGAAGGGAACAGAUGGUAAGACCACAUUGUUGCACUUUGUCGUUCAGGAGAUAAUACGUUCUGAAGGUGUGAGAGCCGCCCGUGUAGCAAGGGAGAGUCAUACGUUCUCUAACAUCAGUGUGAAGAGCAAUGAUCUCCUUGAGGAUAUUACCGCUGAUACAGAAUAUGACUAUAGCAAACUUGGUCUUCAGGUGGUUUCUUGUUUGAGCAGUGAACUAGGAAAUGUCAAGAAAGCAGCAAUUGUAGAUCCUGAUAGCUUAACAGGAACUGUUGCUAAACUUGGCAAUUCACUGUUAAAAACCCAAGAUUUCCUGAACAAGGAUAUGAAGAGUUUAGGGGAAGAUAGUAAGUUCCAUGAAACAUUAAAAAGUGUUGUGCAGAAUGCUGAGGUUGACAUCAUGUGGUUGCUGGAGGAAGAGAAGAGAAUUAUGGCUCUGGUGAAGAGCACUGGUGAUUAUUUCCAUGGGAAUGCAGGGAAGGAUGAAGGCUUACGUCUUUUUGUUAUUGUGCGGGACUUCUUGAUCAUCUUAGAUAAGGUGUGCAAGCAGGUGGGAGAGGCACAAAAGAGGUCAGAAAAAUUACUGAAAAAAGAGUCAUCAACUGCAUCAUCUAACUCUUCAACCAGCCAACAACCUUCUCCUGAUUUUCGAACCCGGCUAUUUCCAGCAAUUCAAGAGCGAAAGAUUGAAAAUUCUAGUUCAGAUGAUGAGAAUGAAUAAGCUCCAUUUGGAAUAGGUCGCUUAUAGGAUGAAAGUUGUCUUCCAUAGAUGUCUUCUGCAUUUUCUGAAAGCAAGGGAUCAAUGAAAAGUAAGCAAUUGUGCUCAUCCAGGCUAAAUUUCACUAGGGUCAUUAGUGGAGCAAACAUCAAAAUAUCUUUGACCAGAUUCCCUGGCGACAGAAGGAUUCUCAUUCAGAUUGCUUGUGCAUUAGUAGUUAGAUACAAACGUAUUGUUCUUUUUAUUUAAAAUUCUUUCUUUUUUUUCCCCCAGAGUAAUUAGCACGGUCAUUCUUAAAUUACAAGUUGUUUAUACCGUAUUAAAUUUUGGAGGAAAGUAUCUACUUUUCUAAGUGCUUAAAGGAUC
Hevea brasiliensis (rubber tree) is the source of this 3972-nucleotide messenger RNA. RefSeq names its product formin-like protein 5. Gene Ontology annotation, biological process: actin nucleation; actin cytoskeleton organization. The record is from RefSeq and is a predicted model, not a curated record. Gene Ontology annotation, molecular function: actin filament binding. Lineage: Eukaryota; Viridiplantae; Streptophyta; Magnoliopsida; Malpighiales; Euphorbiaceae. The coding region runs from base 739 to 3609 and encodes 956 amino acids. The transcript is spliced from 6 exons.